Ostreococcus tauri is the source of this 936-nucleotide messenger RNA. Its product is annotated as Pleckstrin homology-like domain. The transcript is spliced from 2 exons. Gene Ontology annotation, biological process: intracellular transport. The record is from RefSeq and is a predicted model, not a curated record. NCBI's taxonomy places the organism in Eukaryota, Viridiplantae, Chlorophyta, Mamiellophyceae, Mamiellales, Bathycoccaceae. The coding region runs from base 1 to 936 and encodes 311 amino acids.
AUGGCGAAGCGACCGCACCGAGGGGAAGAGACGACGCCCGAGCCCGCGGGCGAGGCCCCGGGCGCGCGCGCGGGGCGUGAGGCGGAGUGCAGGGGCACGCUCGAGGCGCUCAACGCGCAGUUCGCGUCGUGGGUCGCGCGACGCGCGGUGGAGCACCCGUUGACGUCGUGGCGACGCGGGUGCGAGGAUUACCUGAAACAUUUGGAUUCGAUAAAGGGAACGUUUCGGGACGUGCUGGAGACGGACGCGGCGGACGCGGCGGACGGGGCGACGGCGAAACCGGCGGCGACGACGGCGACGGCGAUCGCGGGGGGGGCGAACCCGUUCGGGGGGGGUGGGUCCAUCUUUGGCGCGGCGAAUUCGGGCGGGGGGUCGUUGUUCGCGACGGCGCCGCCGGCGGGUUCGAUUUUCGGCGCCUUGCCGGUGGCCCCGGGCGGCGGCGUCGGUGCGGUCGCCGGUGGGGCGAAGGGUGAGGAUGAGGAUGAUGAGGACGAACCGCCUCGUCCGAGUUCGCCGUCGUACAAGGCGAACGAGGCGACGGAGGAUGAACACGAGACGGUGCUCUUGCGCGUCGGCAAGGUGAAAUUCCAUACCAAGAAGGACGCGUCGGAGCCCAACUGGGCCGACCGCGGGGUGAAUAGCUUUGAAUUUAGGCGUGAAAAAUCCCCAGGCGAGGGCGGGGUGAACAGAUGCCGCGUGCUCAUGCGAAACACCAUCGGAAAGGCUGUCCUGAACGCCGGUUUGUACGCCAAGAUGUCUGCGACGUUGACGGAGAAAAAUAAUAAGGACGGAAGUAAGACGGCCAACGGGCUGAUGUUCACCGCGUUCAACGCGGAAGAAGACAAUCAGAAGACUCUGGUAUACUUGCGCUUCGGGAAGGAGAGCGACGCGAAGGAGCUCCACAAGCUCAUCACCGAGCACGUCGCCAAGAUGUGA